Messenger RNA from Cloeon dipterum, 1208 nucleotides. RefSeq lists its product as uncharacterized. The record is from RefSeq and is a predicted model, not a curated record. Gene Ontology annotation, cellular component: tRNA-splicing ligase complex. NCBI's taxonomy places the organism in Eukaryota, Metazoa, Arthropoda, Insecta, Ephemeroptera, Baetidae. The transcript is spliced from 4 exons. Bases 128 to 658 code for a protein of 176 amino acids. Gene Ontology annotation, biological process: embryonic morphogenesis.
CUGGUGUAGCGCGGCAGCAUGCGAACAUGAACACUGCGAGCCAGAACCAGGGAAAUCAACAAACAAGAGCACGCGUGGAGCCUGGACCUGGAGCAACCUGGAGUAGCCUUAAUAACAAACAACGGCAAUGACAGCUCAAGGGCUUAACAACCAAGAAUUUUCCUUGCAGUUCCUUCAUCCAGAAAUGAUGUCCAUUGAAGGCAUAAAAUCUGUCCUUGUUGAUCGCUGUAUUCAUUUGAGAAAUAUGAACACUAUGAGCAAAGAAGAAUUGGUGGCUGUCUUUCACCGAGUCGCAGUUCCUCAGAGUCAAAGAAACUGCUUUCGAAAGAAGAGCCAUCAACAAGCCAGCCUCGAUGUCAGAGUUACUACAAAUUCUUUGUCAAAUGAAUUAAAAAGGGAUACGAAUGCGUCCAGUGCUAGACUAAGUAACUGUAUCAACUAUGGCAAGAAAACAAUUAGGCUUAGAGAAAAUCCAGAGACUAGCAAAUCUAAAGUGGCCCGAAAUGAAGUUGUAACAAUGGGGUCUUCGGAGAUCACUUCAGAAAUAUCUGCUAUGGAAACUUCAGAAGAUGAUACAAAACUUAAGAGGAAAGAAGUCUCAGCUGGCAUUGAAAGCCCAAAAAUACCACCUAAAAGAGCGAGGAUUGCUUGGCCUUAGCUAUUUCAAAUCGUGCUCAAAACACUUCAAAACCUGGAUAAUUAUUAAUUAAUUAAGGCAGGCUAAUGCUAAUAUGUUGUAUGUCUCUAAAGUCAAGUUAGAGAAGGUUUGCGGUGUUAUUGGGACCCGGGUUUCAGCAUUUGUGAUAGUGCAGUGCGCGCCAUUCCCGGUCCUCGGACAGGGAUAAAAAGAGCAAAAAAAGGUUGUAAUUUCGCUUCAAGAGAAAUGAUACAAAACUAAAAGUUAUACAUUUUUUUUACUUUAACUCGACUCAAGGACUGAUAGUUGCUACCGCAGGGCAGAUUUGAAUUUUUAUAGCCCAAUUCGACAACCAAUUUAGCAACCAACGCAAUUCAAGUAAAUUAAACUUGUAAUAAAAACUGAAGAUAAAACUGGAAAAUUCUUUGUGUUACGAAAAGACUUCUACAUUAAUCAUUUGUGAUCAAAACUCAAAACUGCAAUAGUUUGUUUUAAUCACCUCUACGUGUCAAUGCUGAAGCCUGGAAGAGAUGAUAAACUGACAAUCCUGAGACAUCUUCUCAUGCUAUUA